Messenger RNA from Ectocarpus sp. CCAP 1310/34, 4950 nucleotides. NCBI's taxonomy places the organism in Eukaryota, Phaeophyceae, Ectocarpales, Ectocarpaceae. The record is from the annotation of a GenBank genome assembly.
AAGAUCCGCGAGACCAAGGCAUGUGCACCCUCGACAUCACGUUCGAGCAGAACGUCCAGCCAUCUGGCACGAAAUCCCUCGUGCCCCACCAGAAGCAGUCACAGACCCACACGGCGAACGCCGUCUGCUUUACGCUAGUGAGCGCGGACACCUGGCACAGGAGGCUUGGACAUCUCAAUGCUCGGAGCCUGGACAUCCUUCGGAAGGACACGGGUACCGGGGUGGACUAUCGCGACAGUCUCUCCCCUUGCGGGGUCUGCCAGAUCGCGAAACACAAGCAGUCCCCCCACCCGAAGCAAUCGACUCGCGAACUAUCACGGCCUGGACAGCUUGUGGUCAUCGACAACAUGGGGCCUGUUAAUCCACCUGCGAAAUAUAAAGGAGGCUCCUUCCCGUACGCGUGCAAGAUCACCGACGACUACACGAAGAUGAAAGAAGUUUACCUGCUUCGCAAGAAAUCUGACACGACCGAGGCGGUGCACACGUACAACAUGUGCGUCGCAGCGGCAGGAGGCUACCGGAUCGAGACCAUCCGCUGCGACAAGGGAGGCGAGAACACCGGAUCCGAAUUUCGGGACUACUGCAAGAAUUCAGCUAUCAAGCUCGAAUACGCCGCCACCAACACCCCUCAACAAAUUGGUGUAUCGGAACGGGACGGACAAACCCUGGCCGGAGUCACCCGGUGUCUUCUGAAGGAUGGAGAUUUUCCGCCGUCCAUGUGGGGGGAGUUAAUGCUGACUGCAGCAUACCUGUUGAACAGGUCCCCACACUCAGCACUGGGAGGAGCUACGCCAUACUCGAAGUUGCACAAUAAGUCACCUGAUCUCUCGGGACUUCGGGUCAUUGGAGCGCGCGCCUUCGUACACCACGAGAGAUACCGAAAGAAGCUGGACGACAGAGCUUUCGAAGGCAAGCUAUGUGGUUUCGGCCUCGACAGCCAGACCUACCGGGUAUUGAACCCAUCCGACGGGGCCGUGGUCGAGAGCCGGAAUGUGACUUUCAUCGAAUCUCCACCCCGCUCAGUGCCCUUCCAGUAUUCCACUGAAGCAAACAGGUACGAGAGCGACGUGCUGAGCUUCACCUCCCUGCUGGACAGCCCCCACUCGACGAGCGACCUGGACUUCACGGCGCAGAACGAACUCCUUCGGCAAGAAGUCCGGAAGAUGCAGCAAGACAAUCUCCCUCGGGAGGAGCUUCGCCUGGAACUGGACGGGCACAAGGACGAACAUGGAAACGGGCAAGAUCUCGGCGACGGAGACGCUCCAUCACCACAUCUCCCAUCGACGCCCGCUGGACCGUCAUCCGAGACCCACGCAUCAAGCCCCAGUCCAUCAUCGUCGAACCCGCCUGAACCGGACACUUCAGCAUCAACUGGAUCCUCCGGCAUGCGGCGCCUGCAAGUCACCAGAGCCAGCACGCGCGGGAAGCCCACCAGCGACGAUCAUAUCGACGUCAACUUGGUUCCUGCCAAUCUGGAAGUCACCAUGAACGACCGCGGUCGAGCCCAUGCUACAACGGGCCGCGUAGAGCCAUCCGGUCUUUCCUUCACUCAGCUGGCUGAGAUAGCCGAUCAAGCCCAGCUCCCAUGCCCUGGCGAUACUGAGGAUUUCGCCCACGUUGCGGAAGACCCCUUCACGGUGCCGCGUGCUCACGCCUACGUCACGACCACUCACGAACACCACGGGAUCUUGGAGGAGACGAAUCAAGCGAUCAAAAUCCCCAACAUCUACGGCGAAGCCAUGAGCUCUCCCCAGCGCGAAGAAUGGAAAGGAGCGCGCAGUAAGGAAAUGGACAAUCUGCGGAAACACAACGUCUACAAUCUGGUGCCCCUCAGCAGCGUUCCCAAGGGAGAGAAGAUCCUCGGAACGAAAUUCGUCUUCAAGAAAAAGCUGGACGGACGCUUCAAAGCUCGCCUGGUAGUCGGAGGACAUCGUCAAGAGCCAGGACAGGACUACGGACGCAGCUACGCACCAGUAUGCCGUAUCGGGAGCAUUCGCAUGACGUGCGCCAUUGGCUGCCACAACAACUGGCCCAUCUACCAACUGGACGUUGUCGGUGCCUUCCUGAACGCCCUCUGCGACAGAGAUGUGUACGUCAGACCCGCCCCCGGUACAUCCGCCAAGAACUCCGCGACGGGAGAACCCAUGGUGUACAAACUAGAACGGAGCCUCUACGGCCUAUCGCAGUCGCCGGCGCUCUGGAACGACACCCUGGACGAAUCCCUCACGGUGUUCGGAUGGAAAAGGACUCAAUCCGACCCCUGCAUGUACGUGUAUACCAGGGGCAACAUCAUCGUGAUUCUCACUGUCUACGUAGACGACAUUCUCAUCACAGGAGGAGACCAGCAGCUCGUGGACCAGAAGAAGAAGGAGCUCACGGAUCGAUUCGAGAUGACCGACAUGGGAGAGGUAAAGCGGAUCCUCGGGAUCGACGUGCAGCGAGACUACGAGCAAGGAACCCUGGCCAUUUCACAGGAGCACUACGUGAACACACUUCUGGAGCGGUUCGGAAUGCAAGAGGCCAACCCAGUGAGCACUCCUGGAUACGGAGCGGAAAUCUCCACGAAUCAACCUCAGGACCAAAUCCUAGGACCCACGGACAAGAAAAUCUACCAGUCCAUGACAGGAAGCAUCGUCUACCUGGCCCAGUGCACGCGAUUCGACCUCUCCUACGCUGCCCUACAACUUUCCAAGGCCUGCAGCAACCCAGCGCAGGUGAACAUGACAGCAGCCAAGCACGUUCUGCGAUACCUUCGGGGUAAUCCAGUUCUUCCUAUCGUCUACAAGAGAGGACAGUUUCGGCUAGCGGCGUUUACGGAUUCAUCCUUCGGAGCAAACCCCGACAACGGAAGAUCUACCACGGGAUAUCUCUUCUUUCUGGCUGGAGGACUCAUCAGCUACGGUGCGAAGACUCAAACUCUAACCGCGCAAAGCACGGUCGAAGCCGAGAUUCAAGCACUUAGCUACUCAGCCAGAGAGGCGGUCUACGUCUCAAUUUUUAUGACAGAACUCAGCUUCAAGACCUUCGGAUCGGUUCCCAUCAACAGCGACAGCACCGGAGCGCUGACAGUGGCCGGGAAUGCCAUGCACUCUCAACGCACGAAGCACGUGGCCCUGAGGUACUUUUUCAUCCGGGAGCUAGUACUACGGGGACAAAUCACUCUUCACCACCGGCCCAGCGAGCACCAGUUGGCUGAUAUCGCGACCAAGUACCUCCCAAAGCACCGAUUCGCCUCCAUCAUUCAGCAGAUCAAGGACUUAUCGUGUUGAUCGAAGAUCUGUGAAGCUUCCUUCAAUACCCGCCAUACCAGAAGGAAUUUGUUUUCGAUACGGUGCCAACGAAGGGGUUGAGGUAGACAAGGAUGUGGUGAUGCCGUCGACCAUUGUGAAAAAGUUGCUUGAUCGAGAGGUCGUGUCAGGAAAAUCGUGUGUCGAGACCACCAGUAGUCGGACACGGUUUGACCAUUGAAUACGAUUGAAGCAACUAGUCUGCGUAGCAGUAGUAAAGAAUCCAUCUCUCCUUGGCAUGUAUUCUCUUGUUCUAGAAAUAUUCCGGAAGCAUACUAGGUCAAGGUUGACCGGGACAUCUACGUAGAACGUGUGUAGCUUCUGGAAGCCUUCUGGAAACUUCUGGUUCCUUCUUAAAGCUUCGGGAAGCGUUCUAGAUCUAGGUUGCAGUUGAUACUCAUCUAGAACGUAGGAGGGCUUCCAGAAAUCAUUCUGGAAGCAUUCUGGAUCAUUCGUGUGAUUGGCUUAUUGAUCCGGUAUUCGAGAAGAGUGGUGCAGCCCUAAGCUCGCCCACCACUCUCACUCCUCUUCAGUACCAGCAACAUCUGACUCGGGAGUCAGCGAUUAAUAAAAACAUCUUCAUAUUUCUAUUCCAAGUCUCUCGCGGUUGGAGCCGCACAGAGUGUGAACCUCUGAGGUAGACUACACAGCCUACCGGCAUCUGCAGCAUCGUACUGCUGCUAGUGCACAGCGAAAUAUACUCUGACAUACGGAGGAACAAGAACUUUCUUUAUGUUUUCCUUGAGAGUGUGGUAGAUUGGUGGACAUUCAUGGAGAUUCGUUUUGGGUGUUCAAGCGUUAUGCCUGACUUGAUGCCGUGAUGGAAUGACGAGCUCAAGCACUCUCCCGAUGAAUACGACACGUUUUUCAACACGUCUGCACUACUUUCCCUACCCCUACGGCCCGUCAUGGCCGAGCUGCUCUACACUCCCAUCACACACAACUGAGCCACCCGAAUUAUCGAUCACGCUAGCGUAUGACACGUCCUCUACGAGAUUCGGGUCGAGCUUAGUUUGGAGUAUCGUUUUGCGGCGAUCAGCAGCUGUCACCGAUGUCCAGCGCCGACCAAGAACGAGGCGCCCGUCACGCAGAAGACGAGGACGCCCGCAUCAACGAGUUGGUGGAGAUGAGGGUACAACAACGACUGGCCGACAUGAGGCGGCAACAAGACGAGGAGGAGCAGAGGACAUAGAACGUCCGGACCGGAAGCGAGCACGAGACACGCCACCAGCAAGAAGCGGGGCGGUCAACGGCGAACCCGGCCGUAGAUGACAUCGCCCGCACUCUCGCAGACGCCAUGUCCAGACGAAUGCAGACAUCACCACGGGACAUCGGUAGUACCCAGUACAGGAGGAAGUAUUCGCAUGACAGAGGUUAAGCGCCUAGCGCCUUGGGAUGUGAUUUUUAAGCAAGGGGAAGAUGAGCAGGCUAAGUUUUCGAUUUUUCGAUCGAACAUGGUAGCUAUGUUUGCGCAGGAAGGAGUGCGUGACGUGGUACUGACUGAAGAAAAGAUUCCAGUCGGAAAAGAAGGAGUGAGCAUGGAGGAGCUGCGUAGGGUGCAUUCGUGUGACAGCGUAGAAAAGACAAUUACGGCGUGGAACCUGCUGAUCACGUCUGUAACAUACAUGCCUAUCCUCCCCCAGAUCAUCGCUGAUGGUAGUCC